UUGUUAUUGCUUUGUCACCUUGACAACGCGUCAAUACAUGAUGUCACAAAGCGGUCAAUACAUAACAAAUAUCUACCCUGUGAUUGGUUGAUUGAUGCGCGGAGGCGAACCUGUGAAGUGGAUUUCAGACAACAAAGGUGAAGAGGGAAGUAAUUUGCGAAGUGAACCUUGUGACACAAGCGUGCUUUGUUCGCUCCGAUCUCGUUCAAAAUGUAAUAGAUUAACUUAUCUUGUUCGAAAGCUCGUGAACUUGGCGAAAAAAGAAUCGAAUUCCAGGAUGUUGAACUGUUUCAAAGACGGUGGGAACGUUCGAGCGGUUGUGGCUUGCUUGCAGCUGUCUCGCUCUUCAUAUUUUACGUCAAAUAUCUAUUAAGUAACCUGAAAAGUCACCAUGACAGAUAAGGAAAAAGGGAAGGAAAGCUCUCAUAACUUGAUGGUUGCUGUUAGAGUAAGGCCUUUGAAUGGCGCCGAAGUCGAAGAUUCAAGCUGCACAGAAAUUGUGCAUGUUUUGGACGAAAACCUGGUGGUGUUGAAAGAUCCCAAUGAAGACCAAGAUGACAUUCUCAGAGCAAACAGAUCAAGAGAAAAGCAGUAUAUUUUUGAUUGUGCAUUUGGCCAAAAUUCAAAUCAGGCUGAUGUAUACAAGGAAGUAGCAAAACCUCUGAUUGAAAACGUCAUCUCGGGAUAUAAUGCUACAGUGUUUGCUUAUGGUGCAACAGGUGCAGGGAAAACAUUCACCAUGUUGGGUACUGACAGAGAGCCUGGUAUUAUGGCACGUGCCUUGAAUGAUCUUUUCAAUGCAAUGGACAGGACUAAAGAAGAUAUGAAAUACAAAGUGUCAAUGUCAUACUUGGAAAUCUAUAAUGAAAUGAUUCGCGAUUUGUUGAACCCAUCAUCUGGUUAUCUUGAACUGCGGGAAGACAGUAGAUCAGGUGAAAAUCGAGGGCAUUAUGUCAACUAUAGAGAUAGCAAACUGACCAGACUUUUAAAGGAUUCUUUGGGUGGUAACUGUCGCACAGUCAUGAUUGCCCAUGCAAGUCCAGCAAGUGGAUCAUAUGAGGAAACUCGCAACACACUCCUGUAUGCAGAUAGGGCCAAGAACAUAAAAACUAAUGUGAAGCCAAAUCAGUUCAGCGUAUCCUACCACAUUGCACAGUACACCAACAUUAUUGCUGAUUUAAGAAAAGAAAUAUUUCGUCUCAAACUCAAAAUCUCUGAACAUGAUGCGGACAAAAGUAAUGAAAGUUCAAAGCAACAAAAAGGCAAGAAUCCGGAAGCGAUGAAUAAGUUGCGGGACCAACUCGUCAGUACGUUUAAAGAGCAGAUGAAUUCGUUAUCACUAAUUUCACGAUUUCGGUGUAGAUGGGAACAAGAGAAAGCCAGGAGAGGUGUGCGUAAAACUACCAGAAACUCAUCUGGGAAACCUAACGUUUCUGAGGUGAGGAACGACUUGGGAACUGCGGCUUCUUCCGAAAAUGAAAACAGAGUGAAAGGCGAUGGGUCAUUAGCAGAAGACAAAAACAUCCUCGGCGAAAACCUCCGCGAAGGGACAACACUGUCCAAUAUGGACACUGUGGAAGAUGUUGAAAGCAAAGACAUGGACACCGAAAAGGAUAAAAAGUCAGAAGCACGCCAAGGUGCAAAAAUCGCAGAGCCUGAAGAAGUAUCUUUUGCGCGAGAGGAAAUCACAACACUGAUUGCAGAGGAAAAACGCACGUCUAAUCUCAAAGUAGAUCUUCAGGAAAAGCUUCAGCAGACGCGAAAGGAGGUUGAAGCUUUGGAAGAGCUCUUACCCAAGAAGAUAAGCAGCGAAGAGAAUCGAGAAAUCUUGGGUCUUCUGUGCAAGGUUCACGAGCUCGAAAUUACCAAUGCUGAGCUCCAGUCGAACUCGUUACUCAGGGAGAACUUGCUACGACAAAAGGACUUGGAGAUGAACAAGUAUGAUUCACGGCAACGGUUGUGUGAUGAAAUUAUUCAAAUGCAGAGAUCUGUUAUCAACGAUUCUGGAGCGCAGUGUUCUGCAGAGCUCGAAGCACUUUAUGAUGUGUACAUGGAGCAAUCAGCUGACUUUGAGCAACGCGAGAGCAAUUCAAGUGAGCAGAAGAACGGGGAAGGCUCUUUGAACACGUUACAAAAGGCUUCACUUCUUGCCGGAAUAAAUCGCCGAAUGAUGCCCUUAGCACGAGAGAAGUUGUUCACAUUCAGCAAGUUGUCGCCUUUGAGUGAGGAGACGCCUUCUCGUCUGGUGUCACUUCAAAACUCACCCGUUAAGAUGUCACGUACCACACCUUCUGCUUGCACACAGAUUUCGGAUGACGUGUUCACACGGGAAAUCAGUUCUCCUCUAUCGUUGCCCACACCCAAGAAAACGAAAAAACUUCUGAGCCAUACUGACGACGGUGAAAGCAUACGCAGUUCACCUACCGUGUCCUCCGUAAUGGAAGACUUGCACGAAGAGGUGGAGCUCGCUACCCCAGCCAGCCCUGUGUUUGCCCGAACGCGAAAAAUCGCUCAGAUCGCUGCACGCCGUCGAGGUGGCCCGGAUAAGAGUCCUAAAACUAGCAAUAAUAGACUAGGAACUGGUAGAGAGCUCCCUACAAAGUCUAGUUCUGUCACGGACAUGCGCGUGCCUGAUCAAGCUCCCGAAAGUCAAAGUGUACAGAGGGACAAAAGACUCUCGGUCAAGGCUUCGCGAAGUAUGAGUGAUUUGUCUGUAAUUGACAAAAGAACAGGAGACGUUUCAUCUGAAGAGGCGCCACCAGCGGACAAACCGAAGGGGGCUGGGAGGAGCAAAAUAAAAAAUGCCCCUCAAAGGAAGCCCAAGAGGUUACGUUCCGCAUCAUUAGAUGAGUCUAAAGUUUUGAGAGUGAAACCUCGGCGCACUCGUAAAGAAGAGUUACAAGAGGCGGCAAGACAAAAAGUGGCCGCUGCAUUGGCGCAGUCAAAUACAAGGAGCAGAAUGUAUGGGGGACAUGGCACAGAAGGACGCAAAGCCAUCAGGACACGACAAGCCAGAGCAACGAGUCUCUCCAAGCCCAUCUCAGAUACAGAAAGUGGAAAAACAUCGGCGAAACCUUCUGUUUCUGCCGCCAGUAAUCCAUUAGAUGGAGAGGUGCAAACAUUCUGGACAAACGUGACUCCGCCGUCUACUGUCCAUCAGCAUGGAGUUACUUAUGGUAAAGGGCAUACUAUCCAAAAGAGAUACCGUGCUCCUCCUGAGAUCAGCGGAACGGAUUCGAGCCAAUCCACUCCGAGGCUCAAACCAAGGAAAAAGCCGUCGAAUACUGGUACGAGAUCCGUCGACGAACUAUCAGUGAGUGGUAUUGCUGUGCGUCCCUCCAAACAGGCUGCAGGUGUGCGCAGAAGUUAAUUAUAGCUGCUACUGAAGGUCCUGUCCUAAAUGUUUCAAGAAAAGAACUUGUAGAAGUUAUAGUGGAUAUCACUACUCAGUAGACCUUCUACUUCCUUUUUCUAUGGCAGUUAGAUCUGAAAGCUCUUGAAGCUCAAAAUGAACGAGACUUCGAUGUACCCACAGAAGUUGCGUUACAAAAUGAGAAGACAGCCAUUUUCCUGUGAUGAAAUAUCGUUCGCUUAAUGGAACUGUACAGUGCAUUGACAAUAAGCAAGUUCAGGUUUUAUAAACACUGCAUAUUUAAUAUUGAAGACAAGGCAAGAGUGAUUUGUUCACAGUUUAUAUGUACAUAGCAGGAUCCGAUAUUUAUUCAUGCAGGCUUUAUUUUGGAUCCUGAAAAGGAAAUGUAAAGCUAUUUAUUAAUAUGUAUAGUUUGAUACUUUGUUAAAUACUGUACGUUUUUCACAGUUGUCAAUUAAAAUAAACUGAGUAGUUAAUAACC
This is a messenger RNA of Pocillopora damicornis (cauliflower coral), 3854 nucleotides long. Its product is annotated as kinesin-like protein KIF19. The record is from RefSeq and is a predicted model, not a curated record. Gene Ontology annotation, molecular function: microtubule motor activity; ATP binding; microtubule binding. NCBI's taxonomy places the organism in Eukaryota, Metazoa, Cnidaria, Anthozoa, Scleractinia, Pocilloporidae. Gene Ontology annotation, biological process: microtubule-based movement.